Molecule: messenger RNA, 1345 nt
Organism: Daldinia decipiens
Lineage: Eukaryota; Fungi; Ascomycota; Sordariomycetes; Xylariales; Hypoxylaceae
Product: mitochondrial genome maintenance MGM101
Exons: 2
Coding region: 277-1128 (283 amino acids)
Biological process (GO): recombinational repair; interstrand cross-link repair
Cellular component (GO): mitochondrial chromosome; mitochondrial nucleoid
Molecular function (GO): single-stranded DNA binding
Source: RefSeq, a predicted model, not a curated record
UACCUAGGCCAAAGGCGCUAUGUAUUAAGAUUAAUUGGCUAUCGAUAAGCUGUUCGUUUGUUUGUUAUCUUAAUUUAGGUGAAGAAACCGGAAGAAACCCACUUUGCUACUCCGUGCCGAUACACGGGCAGGUCCAUCCAUAUCGCAGCGCCCAAAUUUUUACAACGCCUUAUCUUCCUCCCUCUUCGACUUUUCUAACCUUGGGAGGCAACCUCUUGCACAAUCUACAACCACAAACCACAAACCACAACCCCCAACCCCCACCUUCAGACAACAAUGGCCUCAAGAACGUUAACACCUAUACGCGCCGCCGCUCGACGCGCACGCACAAUCUCAAUUCCCCAAUCACAAAUCCAACCCUCGAUCCGGACUCUCGUUAGUAUCUCAAAACCAAAGGCGGCAUUUACCCCCUACACCAAGGCCCCCGCCUCCACUACAGCGACGGCAAAGCCCAGCUCGAUACCUGCCGCUCCCUCGGCCGCCUCCAGUCCCGCCGAAGCUACACCCGCAGCCCCAUCAGGGACACGAACCCCCGUCCCCGCCGUCUCAGGCGUGCCCCUCCCCGACGCACCGAGCAGCGAGGAACCCAACUCCGGCGAGCCAAUCGAUUGGACGCAGUCGUACCACGGCCUCGGGACCUCGGCGUUCUCGCCCGAGACCGCGACGGUUUUGCAGGCGCGCCUCAACCCCGAAGACAUCGAGGUCAAGCCCGACGGCAUCAUCUACCUUCCCGAGAUCAAGUACAGGCGGAUCCUAAACACCGCGUUUGGACCCGGCGGCUGGGGUCUGGCGCCUCGGGGACAGCUCAUGGUCCACGAGAGACUAGUUACGCGCGACUAUGCGCUUGUUGUGCACGGACGAUUCGUAGCCCAGGCCCGAGGCGAGAUGUCGUACUUCAGCGAAGAAGGCAUCUCGACGGCGGCUGAGGGGUGCAAGUCUAACGCGCUGAUGCGGUGCUGCAAGGACCUAGGCAUUGCGUCAGAGCUGUGGGACCCGCGUUACAUCCGCAAGUUCAUGAAGGAGCAUGCUAUGCAAGUUUGGGUUGAGCACGUCACCACCAAGAAGAGGAAGCAGAUCUGGUUGCGCAAGGAUGACGAGAUCCGCUAUCCUUUCAAGAAGACGUCGUAGUUAAUAGUUUCCCAUGGCGUAUUCUGAUAUAAGACGAUGGGUAACGUUAGGGUUAAGUUCUGUUUGAUGGAAACGCUGUACGAUAUCACGAGGUGGGAAAUAUACCCCGAAGAACUCUACACUCCAGACACGGGCAGGAAAGCUUGCUACGCAUCUCUUGCCCUGAGCUACUACAUUCAUAUGUGGCUCUACAAUGUUACGUAAAUUAAGACUCUCA